GUCGGAGUAUGUCUGUUCCGAUAUAAGGACACGUCGGGACACUAGAUGGGUAGAAUCUACCAGUUCACACAGCACCAGUCACCUUAACCAUUUCCCAACUCUUAAAGGCAGCAACGACAGCAGCAGCGGAAACAACAACAACAAUCACCUGACUCAUUGCGACAACAGUUGCACCACUGGCUCGCUGAAGGAAACCUGUAGUUUGCUCGAAAGCAACUCCGGCAGUGACACAACAGGCAUCUGUUCGCGGUUGAGCAGGAUGGGUGUGCUCUGCACAGAGAAGCACGAUGUGGAGGAACCGUGCGAGUGUGAGGAAAUGUCCGCUAGCUCUCCUCGACCCGCUACCCUACAUUGUUUCCCGUCCUCGCCCGGGGAGAGCAGCGUUACCAGCAGCCAAGAAUGCCUCAAGACUUUCGUGUCCAGGAAAAGGUCCCUGGAUGCCGCCUUGAGCGAAGCAGGUGACACGGCCACAGCGGUGACUCGAAGGCGUACUCAAAGGUCGCCAUCAAUGGGGUCCAUAAACGGGUUGGUGGCACAUACUACAGCCAUCAAGGAUAAGCUCUGCUCUGACGUAGCAAUUGUUCUUGGUCAGAAUGGCCUCAAGCACGAGUUUGGAACCAACGGCGUCAAGGCCCCAAAUGGCUAUCAGAAUGGCACCCGACCACAUUGUUGUCUGGGCUUGAACAUGAGGACAGCGUGUACUAAGUGCAUGGGACACCACCAUCCCGCUGUUAUUGUUACAUCUAUAUCAUCAUCUCAGUCACAAUCGCCAUCUCCACCAACACAGUCAGUAACUGCAGCCUGUCAUAACGGCAGGCCUAUAGGUAACUGCCAUAGUCAGGGGAACACAGAUUCCUUGACGCAUUCAACUUCAGCUUCCAUCCUUUCAGUAGGCAGCAAAUCUCACGCAGUGGUUGAAGACCCCAACAGUGCCAAACGACCUCAACCACCUUUAUCACUGUUAUCAGCUUCAUCAGUGUCAUUAUCUGUUGCUCCAGCUUCGCAGCAGCAGCAGCAGCUUCACCAACCAACUCAGGGAUCAAUCUCCUCCAAUAUAGGCAGCAGCAAUCACAAUAGCAGCAGUGACAGUGAUGAAAAGGACGAUCUCGGCUCCAGUUCUGCUGUUGCAUCCUCAUCCAAAUGCAUAUCAGCUUCCCCAAAUGCUACCGUCCUUAGCCUUCGCCAAAGGCAUCCGUCGAGCAAUAGCGCACAGAAGUCAUUAUCUCAGCCGCCCUCGCCACAGGCUUCGGCAUCCAUGUUAUGUAAAUCAAAAUCACUCGUCACAUCCUCUUCAUUACCGUCUUUAUCCUCGCUGGUGACGGAGCCCGCCUCGCCGGUCACCCCGCCUACCGUUCCCUGCAGAUGGCGCGGCUGUUCCUGUCACCUGGACACCAGUGAUCUCCUGGAACACAUCCGAAAACACGUGGAGACACAGAUUGAGAAGAAAACCUAUGCCUGCCUGUGGGCGGACUGCAAGGUUUUCAACAAGCCCUCCUGGUCGGGCUCCUGGCUGGAGCGCCAUGUGGUCAGCCACAGCGGCCAUCGACCGUUUAAGUGCAUACUGGACAACUGCGGCCAACGUUUCCAUUCACAGGCGGCCCUAGAGAGACAUGUCAACGGCCACUUCACAGCUCCUAACCAGAACGGGGUGAAGUCCGGCCGAACCCGGGAAGAGAUUAGUCAUCGGAUGUUGCAGAAACGUAAACGACAGAUGAAACGGAGAUUUGUGCAGACAG
Molecule: messenger RNA, 1736 nt
Organism: Candidula unifasciata
Lineage: Eukaryota; Metazoa; Mollusca; Gastropoda; Stylommatophora; Geomitridae
Source: the annotation of a GenBank genome assembly